ACCAGCAGGUUGGUACUCCGCAGCAAGAAGAAUUUGUCGAGAUCUUAUACAUUUAGCUGCAGCACGAGAUCCAGAGUUGGCAACAACAUCACCUUGCAUUUAGGUCGUCUAAAAUAAACACUCUUGAUGUCUUAAACUGUUGUGGAACUGAGAGAGAGAGAGAGAACGAGAGAGCGAGAGUGAGAGACCAAGACGAGGAGAUCUCUUGGAGCAGUGAUGGAAGAACUUACCGCGUUUGUGUCGAAGUCUUUUGAUCAGAAAGUGAAGGAAAAGAAGGAAGUGAUCACGUACAGGGAGGUGCUGGAGACCGGAUCCGCGCGAGCCAGGGAGGGUCUCGCCAGCGAACCGAAUCGCGAGGAAAUGAACGAUAUCGCUCGGGUAGACGCGCGAUCGCCAGGCAGGGAACCGGACAUGCUGGGGCCAGAGAGAACCAGGGAUGUGGGAAGCCCGAAACUGAUCGAUGGUACCACGCACAUGAAAGAGAGAAAAGAGGACACAAAGCAAAUGGAGGACGAGGCACAGACUAAAAUCAAGCAGAGGAGAAGUCGGACUAACUUUACACUGGAGCAAUUGAACGAGCUAGAGCGGCUAUUCGACGAGACCCACUAUCCAGAUGCCUUCAUGCGGGAGGAGCUGAGCCAGCGGCUAGGGCUGUCCGAGGCUCGAGUACAAGUUUGGUUUCAGAACCGGAGGGCCAAAUGCAGAAAGCAGGAGAAUCAGUUACACAAAGGAGUUCUCAUUGGAGCCGCGAGUCAGUUUGAAGGUUGUCGCGUAGCGCCAUAUGUCAACGUGGGGGCCUUACGGAUGCCAUUCCAACAGGAUAGUCAUUGCAACGUGCCGCCCUUCUCCUUUCAGGUCCAGGCGCAACUGCAGUUGGACAGCGCGGUGGCCCACGCGCACCAUCACCUGCACUCUCACCUGGCAGCGCACGCCCCUUACAUGAUGUUUCCGGGCCCGCCAUUUGGUUUGCCCUUGGCUACACUCGCGGCUGAAUCCGCCUCUGCUGCCUCGGUUGUGGCCGCAGCUGCAGCCGCCAAAAACACCAACAAAAACUCCAGUAUUGCAGAUCUGAGACUCAAGGCCAAAAAACACGCGGCAGCUCUGGGACUGUGACUAGGCGUGCAACAAGGCGUCUAUGGCGUCUAAAAAGGCCUACAUUAUUGACUUGAGAGUCAUCAACAACGCAGAGGCAUCAAAACAAAACAUGCUUUACAAAGUGAAAGCAAGGACAUAUAUGUUUUUUUGUUUGUUUUUUAAACGAAGGACAUCAUGUAUAACUAUAGAAAAUAGGCUAUUUAUGAGAUAAAAACAAAGAUAGACUGUGAAAUCGAUAAUAAAGGGCGGGAGUUGAUGUAGGCUAAGUCUUCACAAAUGCCACGUGGUAAACUGCACCAAAGUGAAACUAGGGUGGAGGUGUCAACGAGCAAGAUUUCCAAGAGGAACGAUGCCGCAUGGGACGUUCGACUCUUUGUGAAACAAGGAGAACUAUUCUGCGUUGUUUUUCAUUAUUAGGCUAUGUUAUUUCCUUUUGACACUAUAGAGGCUGGCCUCGUUAUAUUUCAAAAACGUGUUCUCUGUAAAGGAAACGGAAGCGGAUGUUCGUGAACGAAUAGAGACAACAACAACAAAAAAUACACUUAUGUGACAGGUUUUUUUCUGUUCUUUUUCUUGUCCAAAUGAAAACUCCUCUGCAGUGUUGCAUGAAUGUCUUUCCUCACAGAUGACGUUAUUUUAGUCGGUUCCAUUUCACUCUCGUGCUCUUCCUCCGUGGACAGCAGACAGACAGACAGAUACUCCGAGGACCUGAUGAAGCUCUCACUUCAAAUGUCACAGUAUUUGGAUCUCUUGGCUUCUCGACGUGUCGGGAUGUGUGGAAUUCAGACAUUUGCCCGAAAAUGUUACAUUAUUUUGUGAAUGGUGAACUUCCGUUAGUCUAUGAUGUUUUAUACAAUUGCAACGGAGUGCAUUUGCGAGUGAUUCGACCCACUGAAUGCGCAAUAUAUGUCACAUGUUAAGAACGACAAAAUAUUAGGUCAAUAAUUGCAGUAGGCUAUAUGUGAGACGGUACGGAGCACAUGUAAAAUAUGUUAAUACACAAGAAACAUGCAUUAUUUUUUGUUAUUUUGUGGCUUAUGAGUGCAUUGUGAGAGCAUUUUUGUUUUCUAUUUUACUGUCCUUCCGUGUGUAAAAAUCAUGUGCAUUCUGUAGGCUAUGUAAUGUUGAUGUUUUUAUAACAGUGAAAGUGAACGUAGCCCUACCUGAGGCACGGAUUUCUAAAAAUAUCAUAGAAAUUCUUAUACUUUUUUCAUCACUUAUGUGAAACGUGAAGUCACCUGAACAACAUGUUUUCGGUUCAUAGAAUAAAUCAACUGAAGUUUCUUUCUA
Messenger RNA from Oncorhynchus keta (chum salmon), 2385 nucleotides. RefSeq names its product short stature homeobox protein 2-like. Bases 217 to 1113 code for a protein of 298 amino acids. NCBI's taxonomy places the organism in Eukaryota, Metazoa, Chordata, Actinopteri, Salmoniformes, Salmonidae. Gene Ontology annotation, cellular component: nucleus. Gene Ontology annotation, molecular function: sequence-specific double-stranded DNA binding; DNA-binding transcription factor activity, RNA polymerase II-specific. The transcript is spliced from 5 exons. The record is from RefSeq and is a predicted model, not a curated record. Gene Ontology annotation, biological process: regulation of transcription by RNA polymerase II.